CUAAGACGGUGUUACUGGCAGGGGAGGCGCAUGAGGGAGCCUUCUGGGGUGAUGGAAAUGUUCUAAAUCUUGGUCUGGGUAGAGGCUGCAGGGAUAUAUAUAUAUAAAAUCAUCGAGCCAUACAUGUAAGAUUUGUGCACUUGACCAUAUGAGUUAUACCUCAGUGAAGAGCAGCCACCUGCUCUAACUGCACAUGUGGAUUUCCGGGCUUCUGUUCUCAAGAACGCCCUGUGGGGCCGGGAUGCUGACGUUUGGGAAGAUAAAGUCUGGCUGCUGGGCCCCAGCACCGCCCUCCCACCGUGUCAGUGGGCUGAUUUGCAUGCCCUGUCGUGGUCCAGCAGCCUCCCCAGUGUGCCCUGAAGCAGCUGGAGCACGCCCAGCGCAAGCCCAACACAACAAACGACUCCCACCUGCCUCCCUGCCUCUGGCCAUGGCCUGUCAGCAUCUGGUCCUCCUUCUGACUGGGGUCAUCCUGGCAGCCUCCCAGCCAACCCUGACCCAGCCGGACACACUGCUGGUCUUCCCAGGCCAAGUGGCCCAACUCUCCUGCAUGCUCAGCCCCCGCUAUGCCACCGUCGGGGACUACGGAGUGUCUUGGUAUCAGCAGCGGGCAGGCAGCGCCCCCCGCUUGCUCCUCCACUACCGCUCAGAGGAGGACCACCACCGCCCCACUGACAUCCCUGACCGCUUCUCGGCAGCCACGGAUGCAGCCCACAAUGCCUGCAUCCUGACCAUCAGCCCCGUGCAGCCUGAAGAUGCCGCGGAUUAUUACUGCUCCGUGGGCUACAUACCCUAGGGGUGGGGUGUGGGAUGAGUGCCUUCUGUCUGCCUCCCACUUAUGCUCCUGACCUUGGGACCCUCCCUUUCUCUGAGCCUUGAUUUUCCUCCUCUGUAAAAUGGGUUAAUAAUCAACAUGUCAACAAUAACUAUUC
Messenger RNA from Physeter macrocephalus (sperm whale), 932 nucleotides. Its product is annotated as V-set pre-B cell surrogate light chain 3. Gene Ontology annotation, biological process: immunoglobulin production; immune response. The transcript is spliced from 2 exons. The record is from RefSeq and is a predicted model, not a curated record. Bases 194 to 796 code for a protein of 200 amino acids. Lineage: Eukaryota; Metazoa; Chordata; Mammalia; Artiodactyla; Physeteridae.